AUGAGAGCCACUUCACCCUCAAUUAAAUCCGACCACCGUCAAGCUCUCCGACCAGCGAUUUGCUCCGCCAACUCCCACUGUCAAUUCGAACCUCCAUUGAUUCAAGCUACCUCCAUCUUGGGCUCAAGCAACUCCAAUGGAACUCUAUCUCCACACCAUUUAGAACAGAAGAAGGUAAAGAUCAGCGCAAGCGAGUGGGGCAAACAAAAACACAAUCUGCAAUCGAUUGAUUGGUCUGCUUUCUUCAGAAAAAAGAUAUUGUUGGUCACAAUUGAUUCCUGGGGACAUUAUUCUAUGCUAUUGAAGUCACCGUUGCCGAGGAGAUGUUUAAGUAUAAUUGUGGAAAACAUACCUAAGACAUCACAUCAGCCAAAAAAAGAUAAUUUCUCUGAAGUGAACAAUCUGGAAUCAAAACAUUGGAAUGAAUCUUGCAAGGAUAUGCAAUCUUCACUUUUUAGAAUUGCGGAAGCCAUUUUGUUACGAAGAUUGAUUUUUUGUCUAAGAUCUGAGUUUAUUUUGAGGCUAGAUUCAUUAAACAUGAUUUGCGAAAUUGUCGGGAUUUGCGAAAGAUUAAAGUUGCUAACCGAUGAAUUAAUUAUACUGGUUUCGAUC
This is a messenger RNA of Thlaspi arvense, 612 nucleotides long. NCBI's taxonomy places the organism in Eukaryota, Viridiplantae, Streptophyta, Magnoliopsida, Brassicales, Brassicaceae. The record is from the annotation of a GenBank genome assembly.